GUCUCCCUCUCCUCGGUCUCGCCGGCCCUCACCAUCAAUUCCGACGCAUACACCAAACUCACUCGGCUACUUCCAAAGGUCCUCACCAAUGCUGUCGCCAUCACGGACAAAUCGUGGGAACUCGGCGCGCUCGUCCAAUCCCUACUCGAGGUGUACAACCCAGAGCUGACGGCGUUCGGGUACGAUGCGUCAUCGUUCGCCGUCAGCAUCCCUUGGGAUGCGAUGAAGGUGGCGAUCUCGUCCCUGUACGCGGUGGACUGGUCGGGAGCGCCCAGCGACUCCAAGACCACGGGGGAUAUCGGCCGGUUCCUCGACUGGUCUUCCCCCACCCCACUCCAACCUCGUCCACUCGUCGGCGGAGACGGAGCGCUCGGCGAUCCAGCCGCGCUCGGACCUAGCACCUAUCUCCUCGCGCAAUACGCUGGGCGAGAGGACGUGCGGCGUCUCCUCAGCAUGCGCUCAAAGGAGGACUAUGCAUGGGCGGUGGGGAAUCAGAUGGCGUAUCUGAGCAAUGGGAUAAAGAGCUCGAACGGGACUAUCUCGCAGCGCGAGGGUCAUUUCGAGCUCUGGGCGGAUAUGGGGUACAUGAUCCCGCCUCUUCCAGCUUACAUCGGACUUGCGACCGACAACAUCGACCAGAUCCGAAGCGGUCUCAACCAGUGGUCGCUCGAGGCCUCGGCGCUCCUCGACCCCAACGAUCACCUCUUCCGCCAUGUUCACUACUGGGACUCGCGGUACUGGGCCACCGGGCAAGCCUGGAUGCUGGGUGGAGCUAUGCGAGUGAUCGCUAGUGCACACACAGCUGGUUUCGCCACUCAGCUCGCAGACCAGAUCGCGCCUAUCGAGGAAAAGAUGGCCCAAGUCUUCUACGCGAUCUUCGGCAAGCUAGACUCCCACAAUCUCGUGCCCAACUACAUGAAUGAACCCAAUCCCGAGCUCUCGCACGGUGAUACCGCCGGAACAGCCCUCAUCAUCGCCGCCUUCUACCGCUACUACCUCCUCUACCCCUCCCGGAUCAACCAAUGGGCGCUGGACCAGGCCGACAAGGCGUUCAAGGGCGUCGUCGACAAGAUUGACGAGUCGGGCUGGGUGACCCAGGUGGUGGACCCGGAUGGAACCAAUGGGUUCUUGGUGUAUAUCAAUCUGGCGACGCCGAUGCAGAGUCCAGAGGCGCAGGCGUUCAGCGGGAUGAUGUGGGCCGCGAGGACCGCCGCGGGG
This is a messenger RNA of Dioszegia hungarica, 1218 nucleotides long. RefSeq lists its product as uncharacterized. The annotation marks the transcript as partial. The record is from RefSeq and is a predicted model, not a curated record. NCBI's taxonomy places the organism in Eukaryota, Fungi, Basidiomycota, Tremellomycetes, Tremellales, Bulleribasidiaceae. Gene Ontology annotation, biological process: carbohydrate metabolic process. The transcript is spliced from 4 exons.